AUGUCAAUGCCUUGUAAAGCCUUCUCAAUUAUAUCAUUUUUUUUAGCUUUUGUUUUCUUUGAUUGCCAUGUUAAUGCCCGCCGUGUAGUUUGUGUUCAGCGACAUUCGAUAGCUCCUGUUAAGCAUCAUAAACCAAAGUUUAUGCCUGGUCCAUGGAACAAGGGUCAUGCAACCUUUUACGACGGAGACUCAACAUCGUUCGGUGGAGCUUGUGGUUAUGAAGAUGUAGUUAAACAAGGAUAUGGCAUACAUACAGCAGCAGUGAGCCCAGCUUUGUAUAAAAACUGUCAGGGUUGUGGUUCUUGUUAUGAGAUCAAGUGUAGUAAUAACCCUCAAUGGUGUAAACAUGAGCAAUCUCUUUUUGUCACAGCGACUAAUCAAGGUCCACCAAGUUGGCCUAUAGAAUUGGACAACGGAUGGUCCGACGGACAACUUGAACAUUUUGACAUAGCUCGCCCUGUUUUCUCUCAGAUUGCUGAGUACCAGGCUGGCAUUGUGCCAAUCGAAUAUCGCAGAGUUCCGUGCCAAAAGCAAGGAGGAAUUCGGUUUACAAUAAAUGGGAAUCCUCAUUUCAAUUUAGUCUCGGUAUGGAAUGUAGCAGGAGCCGGGGAUGUUAUUAGUGUGCAAGUGAAGGGAGACAAAAAAUUAAAAUGGACGGCUUUGACACGAAAUUGGGGUCAGAAAUGGCAAACAGAUGCAAUGAUGGUUGGAGAAUCAUUGACCUUCAGAGUUCGAGCAAGUGAUGGCAGAAGCUCAACCUCAUGGCAUGUUGUGCCCAAGAAUUGGCAAUUUGGUCAAACUUUUGAGGGAAAAAACUUCAAGUAG
Messenger RNA from Pistacia vera, 825 nucleotides. Its product is annotated as expansin-A4-like. The transcript is spliced from 3 exons. Gene Ontology annotation, cellular component: extracellular region. The coding region runs from base 1 to 825 and encodes 274 amino acids. Lineage: Eukaryota; Viridiplantae; Streptophyta; Magnoliopsida; Sapindales; Anacardiaceae. The record is from RefSeq and is a predicted model, not a curated record. Gene Ontology annotation, biological process: plant-type cell wall organization.